AUGUGGACGGCUAUAGGGAAACUGCUGCUUCUACAUGGGCUAUUCGUGGGGUUUCUGGUGGUGAACGGAACUAAUCUGGACUGUGAAAGCGGUCAGUUUCAGUGUAGGAACGGCAGGUGUAUCCCGACUCCUUGGAGAUGUGAUGAUGAUGAUGACUGCUCAGACAACAGCGAUGAGGAGAACUGCCCAAAGAAGACCUGUGCCACAACUGACUUUGCAUGUAAGAACGGCCAGUGUGUCCCAGGCCGAUGGAGGUGUGAUGGAGAACCAGAGUGUCCAGACGGUUCGGAUGAAGCAGACUCCGCCUGCAGUCGCCAGACGUGUCCGCCAGAGAAGUUUGACUGUGGCGGCUCAACCAGCAAGUGUGUGUCUUUGUCAUGGCGCUGCGAUGGAGAAAGAGACUGUGAAAAUGGAGCAGACGAGGAGCAGUGUGCCGCAGAUGCCAAGGCUUGUCCUGCGAAAGAGUUCCAGUGUCGCAACCGUAUGUGUGUGGCUCCAACAUUCGUAUGUGAUGGUGAUGAUGACUGCGGGGACCGCAGUGAUGAGGAGAAGUGCACCGCCGCUACCGCCAGCACCUGCGGCCCACAUGAGUUUCGCUGCAAUGACUCCGAAUGCAUCCCAACACCGUGGAGCUGCGACGGAGACCCUGACUGCAGAGACAAGUCUGACGAGUCUCUGGAGCGGUGCAGCCGCAGGACAGAGCCGCAGAAACCUCACUGCUCCAUGGGAGAGUUUCGCUGCCGGAGCGGAGAGUGCAUUCAUCUCAACUGGAAAUGUGAUGGAGAUCCAGACUGCAAGGACAAGUCGGAUGAAGCAAACUGUCCUGUGUUGACCUGCCGUCCUGAUCAGUUCCAGUGUGGCGACGGCUCCUGCAUUCACGGCACUAAACAGUGUAACAAAGUGCACGACUGUCCAGAUUUCAGCGAUGAGGCCGGCUGCGUCAACAGAACCAAUAAAUGUGAAGGGCCGCUGAAGUUCAUGUGUAAGAGUGGGGAGUGUAUCGAUAGCAGCAAAGUGUGUGACACUAUCAGGGACUGCAAAGACUGGUCUGAUGAGCCUGUGAAGGAGUGCGGACUGAAUGAAUGUGCCAUAAACAAUGGCGGCUGCUCUCACAUAUGUAAAGACCGGCAGAUCGGCUUCGAGUGUCAAUGCCCCUCGGGCUACAAGCUCCUGGACAAGAAGACUUGUGGAGACAUAGACGAAUGCGAGAACCCAGAGGCCUGCAGUCAAAUAUGUAUCAACCUCAAAGGUGACUACAAAUGCGAGUGUUACGAAGGCUACGAGAUGGACCCAGUUACCAAGACGUGUAAAGCAGUGGGUAAGAGCCCAUACCUCAUGUUUACUAACCGCCAUGAAAUCCGCCGCAUUGAUCUGUUGAAGAAGGACUACACACAAGUGGUGCCGACCCUGAAGAAUGCUGUGGCCCUGGAUGUGGAUGUUACCACCAACAAGAUGUACUGGUGUGACCUUUAUCAUCGCAAGAUCUUCAGCGCAUACAUCAACAAAGCCAACAACUCAUCAGAGCAGAUCACUCUCAUAGACACCGCACUACAUUCCCCAGAAGGCUUAGCGAUGGACUGGGUUCAUAAGAACAUCUACUGGACGGACUCUGGACACAAAACCAUCUCUGUUGCUAAUGUCGAUGGCAAGAAGAGGAAGGUGUUGAUUGAUACCGAGCUCGGAGAACCACGUGCUAUUGCUGUAGACCCACGACAAGGGUUCAUGUACUGGUCAGAUUGGGGAGCGCAGGCCAAGAUUGAGAAAGCCGGGAUGAAUGGAGUGGAUCGGCAAGUUCUGGUUUCAGAGAGAAUCGAAUGGCCCAAUGGGAUUGCACUUGAUCUGUCAAGCAGUCGACUCUAUUGGGUGGAUUCAAAGCUGCAUCUGAUCUCCAGCGUGGACCUGAAUGGAGACAACCGAAGAAUUUUGCUGUCUUCCAUGGAUCAACUGGGACAUCCCUUCGCUCUUACUCUUUUCGAGGACCGGGUUUACUGGACAGACUUGGAAUAUGAGGCCAUCUACAGUGUAAACCGCCUGACAGGAAAUGAUGUGGUGAUGCUGGCUCAACAUCUCAACAACCCAUUGGACGUGGUGGUGUUUCAUGAGCUCCGGCAGCCUAAAGUUCCAGACACAUGCAACAUGGGGAAUUUGCCCAACGGAGGCUGUGAGUAUCUGUGCCUCAGAGCUCCUCAAAUCACAGAACACUCACCCAAAUACACCUGUGCCUGCCCCGACAGCAUGGAACUGGGCCCGGACAUGCGCCGCUGUGUGUCAGUGAAACCCAAAACAACAGCUGCUCCAGAUCCAGCUGCAUCCACAGCUUCAGCAGCAGAACCCUCCACUACUGCGACUCCUACAACCUCCACCCCAGUUACAUCAGCCAAUACACCUACAACCACCAGUAGACUCUUUACAACUACAGCACCAAUUACAACCAGCAGCAGCAGCUUCAGCACAUCCACCCACUCCAGCACGCAUCGCUCCACCAGCACACACUCCACAUCCACUUCAAGCACAGCGAGCUCUCAGCCCAGCACCACUGCACACUGGAAACAGCCCACCUCCACCGAGACGACCACAGAUCACAGGCACACAUCUACAACCAUUACACAUGUCAACAGCAUACAAGGAGCCAAUGCCAACCUCUCUCAUCGCGGUAGUAAUGAC
This is a messenger RNA of Danio rerio (zebrafish), 2664 nucleotides long. It is a transcript of the gene lrp8, whose product is annotated as low density lipoprotein receptor-related protein 8, apolipoprotein e receptor. The record is from RefSeq and is marked provisional. Gene Ontology annotation, cellular component: endomembrane system. Gene Ontology annotation, molecular function: calcium ion binding. Gene Ontology annotation, biological process: system development; vesicle-mediated transport; animal gross anatomical part developmental process. Lineage: Eukaryota; Metazoa; Chordata; Actinopteri; Cypriniformes; Danionidae.